AUGUCUUACAUUUAUGUGAUUGCUUACAGCUUCGCCAUUUUAUAUUUGAGUAAUAAAGUUGAAACUCUGCAAACUGAAAAUAUCAAUGGUGGUAAAAUAACAACGAUUGAGGAAUAUCCCCAUCACGUCUUCGUAACUACGGAGAGAAAAAUAUGUAACGGUGCUAUUAUCAGUGAAUGGAAUGUUAUUACUGCAGCACAUUGUAUAGAAAAUAAAAAUCGUGAAGUCAUAGCAAAUGCAGUUACAAUCAUUGCCGGAGUUAGUAACUAUAAAAACAACUCAACCUUCAAAUUCGUUGCCGUUGCUGAAAAAAUUUACCUACCAACGGAUAUCGAGUUAAUAAGUGUUACAGGCAUGCAUGAAGUGGAUAUUGCCGUAAUUAAGCUCGAUAAAGCCAUACCACUGGACAAUGUGCAUCUGAAAAAAAUCACAUUGCCAGAUCAGUAUGUGAAUUUGGAUUCUGAAUUUUACAUUGAUACAGAACCUAUUCUCACCGGCUUUGGUUACAAUAAAAUAACCACUACUUAUUCUAAUGGAAAUAUCCAUGUGAAAGGAAGAUCUACUGGGGAUCUACGGUUUUCAAAGACACGUGUUUUGUCAUUAAAGGAAUGUUUGAAGACACGACCCUUAGGUACAGUGGACUUUUUAAAAAAGUUCUGUUCUAAAAUGAAACAGCCGGCCAAUAUGGAACCGAAAGGAGCCUGUUUGGGCGACAGUGGUGGUCCUCUUGUGUUAAAACGGAACAAUGACUAUAUUCUUAUUGGAAUAUUGUCCUCUGGUAUUAUAGAUUGCGAUGAACGGAUUUUGCCAGCAAUGUACACUAGAGUUUCAUAUUACAGAAGUUUUAUUGACGACGCGAUAGCUGAUAAGCCUAAUGCAAAGAACAUUUUUAAUACACUUCAAUCUGAAAAUAUCAUUGGUGGUGAAUUAACAGUGAUUCAAGAAUAUCCCCAUCAUGUCUUCGUAGCUUUACCGAAUAAAAUAUGUAACGGUGCUAUUAUCAGUGAAUGGAAUGUUAUCACUGCAGCUCAUUGUAUUAAAACUAAAAAUGAUCGAUACGAAAAAGAAAUGGUGACAAUUUUAGCCGGAGUUAGUAAUUAUAAGAAUAAUGUAACAUUUGCAUUUCAUGCUCAAGUUGAAAAAGUCUUCUUGCCCGAGGAUAUUCAAUUAAAAAGCGUUAGGACCAUAUACGAGGGGGAUAUUGCUGUACUUAAGCUCAAUCAAAUGAUACCUUUGGAUAAUGUACGUAUGAAAAAAGUCACAUUACCAGAUCAGUAUGUGAAUUUGAAUUUUGAAUUGUACGCCAAUACAGAACCUAUUCUUACUGGUUUUGGUUACAAUGAAAUAACCAUUAGAUAUACAGAGAAUAAAAAAGUCAUUCGUAAAGGGAUGUCUACUGGGGAUCUACGAUUUUCAAAAACACGUGUUUUGUCGUCAGAGGAGUGUUUAAGAACACGCCCUGUAGAAAAAGUUAAUCUUGAAAAAAAAUUAUGUUCCCAGAUGGAGCAGACCUCAAGUAUGAUACCCAAAGGAGCCUGUUUGGGUGACAGUGGGGGUCCCCUUGUAUUGAAAAAUAACGAUGAGUAUAUUUUAAUUGGAAUAUUGUCUUAUGGCCUGAAUACAUGCGAUGAACGGAUUCUGCCAGCAAUGUACACUAGAGUUUCAUACUACAGAAGUUUCAUUGAUGAUGCGAUAGCUGAUAAGCUUAGUUUAAUGAAUAUCUGCUAUUCUUUUACGGCCAAGACUUUCUGCAAAGUUCUACAAAAAGUGCUGCCUUAG
Messenger RNA from Copidosoma floridanum, 1779 nucleotides. RefSeq names its product phenoloxidase-activating factor 1-like. Gene Ontology annotation, molecular function: serine-type endopeptidase activity. The record is from RefSeq and is a predicted model, not a curated record. Gene Ontology annotation, biological process: proteolysis. NCBI's taxonomy places the organism in Eukaryota, Metazoa, Arthropoda, Insecta, Hymenoptera, Encyrtidae.